GUGUGGCAGUAGCAGGCUGGCUGCAGCAGAGGAGGUUGCCCAAACGUCAGCGUGGCUUCCCCACAGUAAGAACUCUCUGGAUAUUAUUCGAUUUUUUUAAUUCCAGGUCGUGUCCAUGUUUACGCUGGAUGUAAUGAGCGGCAGCGGGAAUCCACGGUGAGGUUUUUUCUGCUGGGGGAACGUGUUGCGGUGCCAACAGGGCAGCGAGUUGCCUCCGCUUGUGGAUCUUCUUGGGGAGCAGAGGAGCAAUAACACGACGACGCGAAGAUGGACCUGAAGCUGAUCUUGGUAUCCACCUUGUUAGGAGUCUUCUGCAGCGCCCAGAAAGAGGGGAACGAGUGCAUCGGUGCUAAUGCCAAGUACUGCGGGGAGUGCAUCCAGGCGGGGGCCAAAUGCGGCUGGUGUACAGACCCGGACUUCCUAAAACAAGGCGAGACCGUGUCGACCCGAUGUGACGAGCUGCAGUCUCUGAAGAACCGAGGUUGCAAGGAGCAGAUGAUCGAGAACCCUCACGGAGAGAAGAGGAUCCUGAAGAACAAGAUGGUGACCAACCGCAGGAAGGCAUCGGGGAAGCUGAAGCCGGAGGACAUCACCCAGAUCCAGCCGCAGAAGCUCAGCCUCACCCUCAGAUCCGGUGAGCCCCAGGCCUUCAACCUGAAGUUCAAGCGGGCGGAGGAUUAUCCCAUUGACCUGUACUACUUGAUGGACCUGUCCUACUCCAUGAAGGAUGAUCUGGAGAACGUGAAGAACCUGGGAACCAGCUUGAUGCUGGAAAUGUCAAAGAUCACCUCAGACUUUCGGAUAGGUUUUGGUUCUUUUGUGGAGAAGACGGUCAUGCCGUACAUCAGCACCACCCCGGCCAAGCUGCUCAACCCGUGCACCGGCGACCAGAACUGCACCAGCCCCUUCAGCUACAAGAACGUGCUGAAGCUCACCAGCGAUGGCAAGAAGUUCAACACCCUGGUGGGCCAGCAGCAUAUCUCUGGAAACCUGGACUCUCCUGAGGGGGGCUUCGAUGCCAUCAUGCAAGUGGCUGUGUGCGGGGAUCAGAUCGGCUGGAGGAAUGUGACCCGCCUCCUGGUCUUCUCCACCGACGCCGGCUUCCACUUCGCAGGAGACGGCAAGCUCGGUGGCAUCGUGCUGCCCAACGACGGGAAGUGUCACCUGGAGAACAACGCUUACACCAUGAGCCACUACUACGACUAUCCCUCCAUCGCACACUUGGUUCAGAAGCUCAGUGACAACAACAUCCAAACCAUCUUCGCUGUCACAGAGGAGUUCCAGCCCGUUUACCAGGAGCUGAAAAACCUGAUCCCAAAGUCUGCAGUGGGGACCCUGUCUGCCAACUCCAGCAACGUCAUCAACCUCAUCAUAGACGCCUACAAUUCGCUGUCCUCGGAGGUCAUUCUGGAGAACAGCAAGCUUCCGGAGGGCGUGACCAUCGCGUACACGUCGCGCUGCAAGAACGGCCUGGUGAGCGAGGGGGAGAACGGACGCAAGUGCUCCAACAUCUCCAUCGGAGACGAGGUGGCGUUCACCAUCAGCGUGACGUCCAAGGGCUGCCCCAGGCAGGGCAAGCCCGAGACCAUCAAGAUUAAACCGCUAGGAUUCACGGAGGAAGUGGAGAUUACCCUCAACUUCAUCUGUGAGUGCGAAUGCCACAAGGAGGGCGUGGCCAACAGCGACCUCUGUCACUAUGGAAACGGCACCUACGAGUGCGGCGCCUGCAAGUGCAACGAGGGCCGCGUGGGCCGCAAGUGUGAGUGCAGCAGCAACGACGUGGCCAACGAGGACAUGGACCGCACCUGCCGCAAAGACAACGGCACCGACAUCUGCAGCAACAACGGCGACUGCGUGUGCGGCACGUGCGAGUGCAAGAAGAGGGACAACCCCGAGGAGCGCUACAGCGGCCAGUACUGCGAGUGCGACAACUUCAACUGCGACCGCUCGGGAAACAAACUGUGUGGAGGGCACGGGCGCUGCGAGUGCCGCGUGUGCGUGUGCGACCCCAUGUGGACGGGCAGCGCCUGCGACUGUUCCUUGGACACCAGCACGUGUCUGGCCAGCAACAAGCAGAUUUGCAACGGCAGAGGGAAGUGCGAAUGCGGCACCUGCAAGUGCACCGACCCCAAAUUUCAGGGUCCCACCUGUGAAACCUGCCCCACCUGUCCGGGCGUGUGCACGGAACACAAGGAGUGCGUGCAGUGCCGGGCGUUUGGCACGGGAGAAAAGAAGGAAACGUGCGAAAGAGACUGCAGCUACUUCAACUUGAUCAAAGUCAAGGACCGGGACAAGCUGCCCCAGCCCAACGACGCCUCCUACCCCGUCAUGCACUGCAAGGAGCGAGACGCCAACGACUGCUGGUUCUACUACACCUACGCCGUCAACAACAACACCGAGAAGGAAGUCCACGUGGUGGAGACUCUGGACUGCCCCGCCGGUCCCGAUAUCAUCCCCAUCGUGGCAGGCGUGGUGGCCGGUAUCGUCCUGAUCGGUUUAGCCCUGCUGCUCAUCUGGAAGCUGCUGACCAUCAUCCACGACAGACGAGAGUUCGCCAAGUUUGAGAAGGAGAAGAUGAACGCCAAGUGGGAUACGCAAGACAACCCCAUAUACAAGAGUCCCAUCAAUCAGUUCCAGAAUCCAAACUAUGGACGUAGAGCAGAUGCCCUUUAAGGUGAGAACCCCAUCUACAAGAGUGCUGUCACCACCGUGGUCAACCCCAAGUACGAAGGCAAGUGAUGAAGAUGAAGACUGCCUUGGCUCCGUCACCACCAUGCACCAUUUGGCCACUGCUUAUUUGUACUAACACGUACGUAUUUAUGUGCUUUGGUUGUAUUUGCGCUGUACAGUACUUGUGUAUAUACUUUGGAAGAUGCUGUGUUUCUUUCCUGCCAAAGGACUUUUAGCAACACAAUCCAAAUGGAAAUAUUCCGCUUCUUGGAUAUCGUACCUGAUGUGCACUUCCUGUCUGUCCGUGGUGUCUUUCUGUGUUUUACUAGCGGCCGCACGGUGUGUAUGUGUACUGUAUGCAGUAUUUUAUGUGUACUGUAUGCAGUACCAGUCAAGCUACGGGGGUAAGUCGAUGGAAAAGUGUCUUGUGGACUCCAGCAGCUUUGAUUGCACUCAAGCCUUAUGAACUAUUCCCAUGAUACGGUUGACUUGUCAUCACCGCGGGACUGCAAACCACUCCCCCAAUCAUCAAACCGCGGCACUCCGCAGCAAUCCGGUCACUCAUACGCAUGACAUUGAUGACUCUUUCUCAGGUCCUUUUCCUGUCUGUCUGCCAAUUGGCCAAAAACUCCACCAUUACCGUUUCAAGUCAUUCACCUUCAUGCCUCGGAAGCCACACGCACACACACAUACAUACACGCACGCACGCACACACACACGCACACGCACGCCUUGCCAGUAUUGUUUGCCAAGUGCCUUUUAUUUCAGUACCACCUUCUCUCCCAAUGCUGUAAUGACUUAUUUAUUAAAGAAAGUCCCAAAAUGCCGCUGAUGGCCGCCUCUUGACU
Messenger RNA from Doryrhamphus excisus (bluestripe pipefish), 3518 nucleotides. Its product is annotated as integrin beta-1-like. Lineage: Eukaryota; Metazoa; Chordata; Actinopteri; Syngnathiformes; Syngnathidae. The record is from RefSeq and is a predicted model, not a curated record. Gene Ontology annotation, biological process: cell migration; cell adhesion mediated by integrin; integrin-mediated signaling pathway. Gene Ontology annotation, molecular function: C-X3-C chemokine binding; protein kinase binding; laminin binding. Gene Ontology annotation, cellular component: cell surface; synapse; integrin complex.